AUGCCGCCCGUCGCCGGCAUGCUCGCGGCGCGCGCCUCUCUCCUGAUCCCCGACCCGCCGUCGGCACAGUACACCAACGCCUAUCUCCAGGCCAACCUCGUCUGCCGCGUCGUCCUGGCCCUCCUGGCCAACGCCGGCUGUUGGAUACCGCUCCGGAACCUGUGCCGCCAGGGCGAGCUCGCCCCAGCCGUCUUUGUCGGCACGGUCGUCGUCGCCAACUGCCUCGCCGCCGCCAACGCCCUCGCCUGGCGCGACGACAACGUGUCCAGGUGGUGGGACGGCCGCGUGUGGUGUGACCUGCACGCCUACCUCUAUCAGCCCCUCAUUCCCCUAUACUGGCUCUCUGUCGUCGCCAUCACCCGCAACCUCGCUCAGCAGAUGGACCUAUCGCGAGCCAGCCCCUUGUCCGGUCGGGAGAGGCGCAGGAAGAGGCUCGUCCAGGCCCUGAUCGUGUUCCCGCUCCCGGUCGUACAGGCCAGCUUGCUGUAUCCGAUAUCCUCGCAGAGAUACAGGAUUGUCACCCUGACCGGGUGCAUGUGGAGCGGCCAUCAGAGCUGGCCCCUAUUCGUCUUCUUCCUGGCCCCGCGCCUGCUGGCGGUUCUCGCGUCGGUAUACUAUGCCGUCCUCACCUGGUGGCGCUACAGUCUGGUUGCGCAGUUCACCCGCCCGGCUCUCAUGUCGAACGGCUCGGCUGCCUCCCGGGCGAGCCGGACCCGACGGCGGCUUUUUCUCGUCAUGGUCUGCGUCCUCGUGCCCUACGCCCCGGUAGAAUGCUACAUGGCUGCCACGCAGUUCAGGGCCUUCUUUCUCUCCAACGACUUCGACCUCCAUGGGAUCCGGCAGCGGGUCAGCCCGUUCCCGUGGAACACCAUACUGCUCCUCCCUAGUAGUAGGCUUAGCUUCUUCGAGCUCAACCACCAGUACCUGGUCAUCGCGACCGCGGCUCCCGUCUUCUACUUCUUCGGUAUGACGGAGGAUGCGGCGGGGACCUAUCACCGGGCAUUGCGGACCGUUGGCCUUGGCAGGGUCUUGCCGUGGCUCCGCGAGGGGCCAGCCUCGGGGCGAACAGGCCGGCAGUCGGGAAUCUCGCUGCAGGUAGAGACAGAGUAG
Molecule: messenger RNA, 1110 nt
Organism: Colletotrichum graminicola M1.001
Lineage: Eukaryota; Fungi; Ascomycota; Sordariomycetes; Glomerellales; Glomerellaceae
Product: pheromone receptor
Exons: 2
Coding region: 1-1110 (369 amino acids)
Biological process (GO): G protein-coupled receptor signaling pathway
Cellular component (GO): membrane
Molecular function (GO): mating-type factor pheromone receptor activity
Source: RefSeq, a predicted model, not a curated record